Molecule: messenger RNA, 1851 nt
Organism: Prorocentrum cordatum
Lineage: Eukaryota; Dinophyceae; Prorocentrales; Prorocentraceae
Source: the annotation of a GenBank genome assembly
AUGCAGGCAGAGAGACCGAAUGGGGGGCACUGGGACUUCAGGAAGGAGGAGGACAGGAAGGAGUGGUACGACACGCUGGAGCGCGAGGAUCCGUACAUCCUCAUCGGAUCACCUCCUGCCACGGCGCUUGCAGAGCUGCAGGGUGCAUCCCGGCUCAGGCGGGACCCGGAGAAGGCCCCUCAAGAGCAAGAUCUUGCAGAACGUCAUCUUGAGGUGGCUUGUGAGAGCUACCGGAGGCAGAUGGCUCGGGGCAGGUACUUCGUGCACGAGCACCCCCACGAAGACAGCAGCUGGGACUCGACUGUCGUCCAGGAGCUGCUGGGGCAGAACGCCGUGGAAAGGGUCAGAGGAGCCGUGUGCAAGUGGAGCGCAAAGCCUGCGGGCCAAGGAGAGCCCCCUUCAGGCGUGCAAGGGUUCAUCCGGAGGCGAGCCGGAUUUAUGACCAACAUGCCCGAGCUUGCGCUGGAGCUCAAAAAGGGGUGCUCUGACGACGCGGGGCCAGAGCAGCACCGGCAUGUGCCACUGACAGGCGGCUUGGCCCGCAGGGCACAAGUGCAUCCUCCGAUGCUGGCGCGAUGUGUCCUACGAGCAGUAAAAGAGUCCAUGAAGAAAGAUGGAUCUCUCUCUGGCCUGGCGGAGGCUACGGCUGGCCCGGUACCUACAGAGCCCGACACCUACGAGCAGGGCAGAUCGUUCUUGGAGGAGCACGAGAGGUACUGGGACGACGUCAACGGAGGUUGGCUGGACCCCGCCAUGGACGGCCACGAGGCAGGCAGGGCGAACCCGGCCCUCUUCUAUAGGAAGGUCGACGACUGUCGGUCCUUAGUGCAUGGUGAUGACUUCUGCGCCAUGGGCGACGACGACGCCUUGGACCAGAUCGAGCACACCUUGCGGAAGAAGUAUAACUUGAAGGUGACUGGAAGCUUCGAGCUCGGCUCAGGAGAGGAACAGGAGGUCGUUUUCUUGAACAGGAUUCUACGAGUGACCGGAAGCCCCGGAGAGGAACGUUUCGAGGUCGAAGCUGAUCCACGGCACGCAGAGAUGAUAGUUCGAGACAUGGGCCUCGAAAAGGAAUCCGCUAAGACACUAGAUGUUCCUGGGCUGAAGAAGGAGGAGGCCGAAGCGGAGGAGCGGUUAGCCUCGCCCCCGCUUGUCGGCGACGACAUCCGGUUGUACCGCAGUGUGACCAUGCGACCAUCAUACUUAGCACCAGAUCGGGCUGACAUUGGAGAUGCAGUAAAGAAUCUGGCUAAGCACAUGCAGAGCCCGAAGCAGGUCGACAUGGCCAGGCUCAAGAGGCUGGCAAGAUACCCGAAAGGAAGACCCCGGGUGGUGCAGGUUCUCCGCAGGAACAAGCACAUCGACAGGGGUAGUCCUUUGCCCAUCUUGGUCAUGGUGGACAGCGACAACGCUGGCGACAAGAUCAGCCGACGGUCUACUGUCGGGCAGGUCGUUUUCGUCGGCAGCCAGGUGGUGAAGCACGCUUGCAACCUGUUGCAGGUGGUAGGACUUUCCUCCGGAGAGAACGAGUACUACGCCAUCAGCGCCGGCGCCUGCACCGGAUUAGGCAUCCAAGGCUUGUUGGAGGACUGGCAGGUCCCAUCUAAAGUCAAGGUGGUGUCGGACUCUUCCGCGGCGCGCGGCUUUGCUUCGCGCCGGGGCGUUGGGAAGCUCAAGCAUGUUCAGACCCGCUACUUGUGGGUGCAGGAGAGGAUCGUCAUGCAGCACCUGGAGUUGGGCAAGAUCGGUACGGCCGAGAACCGGAGCGACCUAUUGACUAAGCCAUUGGGUCGUAAGGAGAUCGACGUCCACAUGAAGGGUAUCAACCAGGAGUACAGGAGCGGCAGACCG